CUGGGCAGAGACCAAGGGGGAUGAACGCUUGUCGGGGCCCAAUCAGCGCUUUUGUGUUGCCUGCCGGUGCCGGGGACUGGUCGUGAGGAGCUGCUGCAGCGCUACAGGAUCGGAAAGUGAACCCGGAGCCAGUGGAACCUGAGGGGUAAAGGCGAGUCAGGAUGGAGCGGAUGAGUGAGGAGGCUUUGCGGAUGAACCUGCUGAAGCGAGGCCUGGAGGCGUCGGAGGAGCGGGACGAGGUCCUGUCCAAGCGGCUGAAGAUGGAGGGCCACGAGGCCAUGGAGCGGCUCAAGAUGCUGGCGCUGCUGAAACGCAAAGACCUGGCCGGCCUGGAGGGCGGCGCCGGCGGGCCCCUGGGCACGGGGGGCCAGGGCCCUGCCAUGGCGGCGGGGUACGAGGAGAAGAUGAACGGGAGCCUGCGGGGCGUGGCCGGGGCCCACGGGGGCGCGGGCAAAAACGGCAAGGAGAACAUGGGGGACGAGCCUGUGGACAUGAGCGCCCGGAGGAGUGAGGUGGACCGCGAGCGCCGCACCCCCUCCCCGGACGUGAUCAUCCUCUCCGAUAACGAGGCCUCCAGCCCCCGCGGGCCCUCACACGGGGAGGAGAGGCUGAGAUCUGCCAACCUGGAGAUGUUCAAGGGUAAGAGUGGGGAGGAGCGGCAGCAGGUGAUAAAGGCCCUGAGGGAGGAGCUCAGGCUGGAGGAGGCGCGGCUGGUGCUGCUGAAGAAGCUGCGGCAGAGUCAGAUCCAGAAGGAGAACGUGGUGCAGAAGGUGCCGGUGGUCCAGAACACCCCAUCCUCAGUGCAGCCCUCCCCCAUCCACAGCUCCCAGGGCCUGGCCAAACUGCCGGCCCGCCCUGGCCUCCACACCCCGGAGGCACAGAACCUCCGCACCGUACAGGGCCACACGGUGAUCAGGUCGGCUGCCAACGCCCCCCUGCCCCAGAUGAUGAUGUCACAGCGUGUCAUUGCCCCCAACCCCGCCCAGCUGCAGGGUCAGAGGGUGCCCUCCAAGUCCAGCAUGGUCCGCUCUUCCUCCGGCGGCAUAAACAACACCGUCACCUACCCACAGGCCUCCGGCCAGCAGGUGGCAGCCUCGCAGCCUCGUUCUGGCUCCUCGGCCAUCUACAUGAACCUGGCCCACAUGCAGGCGGCGGGGGCUGGAGCGGUGGGGGGCGUGGCCGGGGUGGGGGCCGUCAGCCCCUCCACCCUGUCCAGCCCCGGCGUGGGGUCCCUGGGGGACCAGGUGAGCAGCCAGGCGGCCGCCAAGCUGGCCCUGCGCAAGCAGCUGGAGAAGACCCUGCUGGAGAUCCCGCCCCCUAAGCCCCCCGCCCCGCUACUGCACUUCUUGCCCUCCGCCGCCAACAGCGAGUUCAUCUACAUGGUGGGCCUGGAGGAGGUGGUACAGAGCGUCAUCGACAGCCAGGGUAAACUGCGAGGGACGAUGUCCCGCAUGGAGCCCUUCUUCUGUGCCCAGUGCCGGACCGACUUCACCCCGCACUGGAAGCAGGAGAAAGGCGGGCGUAUUCUCUGUGAGCAGUGCAUGACGUCCAAUCAGAAGAAGGCCCUGAAGGCGGAGCACACCAACCGGCUGAAGAACGCCUUCGUCAAGGCCCUCCAGCAGGAGCAGGAGAUCGAGCAGAGGCUCCAGCAGCAGGCAGCCCUGUCCCCGAGCUCCGCCCCGACCGUUCCCAGCGUCAGCAAGGCUGAGACCAUGAUCCGACACCAUGCACUCCGACAGGCCCCCCAGCCUCAGGCCUCCCUGCAGCGGGGCCUGUCCAACUCUGCGCGGGGCGUGCUCUCCAACUUCGCCCAGGCCUCCCAGCUCUCGGUGGCCAGUGGGCUGAUGGGAAUGACAGGGAAGCAGCGGUGUGGGGGCAGCUCCAGCGGCAGCGGGAGCAGCCGGACGCAGCACGACAGCCGGCGCCAGCUCUACAACAUCCCCGGGCUGAACAUCGCCUACCUGAACCCGGGCAGCGUGGCCGGGCACAAGGCGUCCAGCCUGGCCGACCGACAGAGGGAGUACCUGCUGGACAUGAUCCCUCCUCGAUCCAUAUCUCAGUCCAUCACCGGACAGAAAUGAGCCCGCCCCCUGCCCUCCCAACACCCCACCCAACA
Megalops cyprinoides (Indo-Pacific tarpon) is the source of this 2116-nucleotide messenger RNA. It is a transcript of the gene gatad2b, whose product is annotated as GATA zinc finger domain containing 2B. The coding region runs from base 162 to 2081 and encodes 639 amino acids. The record is from RefSeq and is a predicted model, not a curated record. Gene Ontology annotation, molecular function: sequence-specific DNA binding. Gene Ontology annotation, biological process: negative regulation of transcription by RNA polymerase II. NCBI's taxonomy places the organism in Eukaryota, Metazoa, Chordata, Actinopteri, Elopiformes, Megalopidae. Gene Ontology annotation, cellular component: NuRD complex. The transcript is spliced from 11 exons.